CACCCUCUGUCUGAAACGCUCCGUUUUAGUGCCUGUCUCUUUAAGACCCCAUCCCUAAAAAGCCCAGUCUGCUCUGAUUGGCUUGCAAGAAAAAUAUGGUGCACUUUUGCAAAGGUAGUUCUCAUGCUGUGUGCGAUAUACGCUGUGUUCCAAAUCGCAUACUGCAACCUAUUGUUGCAUGCAGGGACAUACUAAUUUGUCAUAUUAUUUUGCUAUGAACUUUGACCCUCAUGCUCAUUACUCGUAUAUACUGCGCAGAGGAUUGUGGGUCAGAAUAGCCAGAAAAGCAUGCUGGCUUGCAUACUGCAAAAUGUGAUGGGGUGCAGUAGGACAGCCUGGUAUUUUUGGCAAACUGCAUUUGAAUACUAUGAGUUGGGACACACUAAAUAUUUUUCUUUCAUACUAAAUUGUAUGGUAGUAUGUUUAUUGAAAGCACAGAUAUUGUAAUGAGUCUGUAUGUGACAUAGGAAGGGGAGCCAAAUCUGAAUGGCUUGUUGAAUCACAUGUUUCCUGCAGUCCACAAAAAACAGACUCCGCUGUCUUAUUUUACAGUUUGUGGGUUGGUAGGAACUCCAGAUACCCAAAUGUAUGUGCACAGGCACUGAAAGUGACUUUUUCAUGAUAUGUCCCCUUUAAAGCUUCAUUUGGAUAUACUGCAUGGAUGUAUUCCUAUGUAAACUCAUUUAAUAACAUUAGAGGUGUAUUGUAUCUUUGUUAAAGAUACAUUUAAAUAAAUAAACUGAAUUUUAAAAAGUGUUGUAGGUGUGUUGAGCAUGUAUGCCUGGGUUUGUGUGUUUGUGUUCCCAGAGAGUCAUGGGUGGUAGAGUGGUGUCCUCCCUUAAAGGAAGUUACGCCAACAGUGCUAUUACAAAAUUGGUCAUUGAGUCAUUCCCUGAGUGACAACUAAUAGUGGAGUAAAUGCAACCACAAGAUUGAGUGACUGAGGACAUACCAAAUGAUGUUUCAAGAAUCAGUUGAUACUAAGAUGCAAAGCCUGCAUCACAUGAUGCUGAUAGCUGCACUGAUUGUAUUUGUCCAAGACCUGAGCAGCGGAGGAGGAGCACAGGCAUGGACCUACAACUACAGCACCAGCCCAAACCGUAGAUAUCCUGAGGCCCGCCAGUGGUGCCAGCAGCACUUCACAGACAUGGUGCCCAUCCGGAACCAGGAGGAGAGUGACUUCAUCAACAAUCUGCUGCCGUUUAACUCAAAAUAUUACUGGAUAAACAUAGUCAAAAAGGGUGGAGAGUGGAUCAGGGAAGGUGAGAAAGGUGAGAAGGUGCCCGAAGAGGCUCAGAAUUGGGCACCAGAGGAGCCAGAUGACAUAGCGGGUCAGGACUGUGUGGAGAUCUACAUUAAGAGGGACAAAGAAACAGCCAAGUGGAACAAUGAGAGCUGUCGCAAGAGGAAGGGAACCGCCUGCUACACAGCCUCUUGUAAACAGGAUUCCUGCAGUGCCAAUGCAGACUGUGUGGAGACCGUAGGGGGGUAUACCUGCCAGUGCCAUCCUGGUUUCCUGGGGUCACGCUGUGAAGAGGUGAAAAAGUGCUCCCCCGUUUUCUUUCCUGUUACUGGCAACGUGACAUGUGUGUACGCUCUGGAGCCUUUCUCCUUUGGCUCACGGUGUAACUUCACCUGCCAGGAAGGCUACUACCAGACCAGAGACAACACAUUCACCUGUCUGGCCUCGGGUCAAUGGAGCAACCCUACACCUACAUGCACAGUGGUACAGUGCAACAGUUUACAGGCUCCACCCCAUGCCGACAUGCAAUGCCAGGGCCCUAUCGGCGUGAACAGCUAUGGCUCAAUAUGUACCGUGCGAUGUGAAGAAGGAUUUGAUGUGAUUGGCACAAACAUGACGAAAUGUUCUUCCCAGGGCAACUGGAGUCAUGAACUUCCUGUUUGCAAGGCUAAGAGGUGUAACCCAAUAAAUCCUCCCCAUGGCUCCCCAUCCUGCUUUGACCCAAAUGGUCCCUUCAGUUUUGGUUCUCUGUGCUCGACAACCUGUGAGGAGGGUUUUCUACUGAACGGGACAGCCAGCGCUGAGUGCACCUCCCUGGGCAUGUGGAGUACAGACAUACCACGUUGCUUGGCUAAGAGAUGUCCCGCUGUGAACUCCUCCUCUCAUGGCUCCUUAGUCUGCUCCAAUCCCCAUGAAGAUUUCAGUUUUGGUUCUCGGUGUACGUCAACAUGUGAGGAGGGUUUCGUCCUGAAUGGGACGGUUGAGACUGAGUGCACCUUUCAGGGCAUGUGGAGCACAGACAUCCCUCGUUGCUUGGCUGAGAGAUGUCCCUCCCUGAACUCCUCCUCUCAUGGCUCCUUUUUCUGCUCUGAUCCUCAUGAUGAGUUCAGUUUUGGUUCUCGGUGCACAUCAACCUGUGAGGAGGGUUUUCUCCUGAAUGGGACGGCUGACACAGAGUGCACCUCUCUGGGAACGUGGAGCACAGAAAUACCCCACUGUCUAGCACAGCCAUGCCCUCUACUGGCCGAGGCUCCACAACAUGGGAGGAUGAACUGCAGCCAUCCAUACUCCUCUUUCAGCUACGGCUCUCUCUGUGACGUUGAAUGUACUGAGGGCUUCUGGCUGAGAGGAACACCAACUGUGACCUGCAACAACUCAGGAAACUGGAGUCAAGAUCUGCCCACCUGCCAGCCUGUGCAGUGUCGAGCCAUCAGCACCUUGUCUUCAUCUCUGUCCAUGAACUGCUCCCAUCCCCUGGGGAACUUCAGCUUUGGCUCCCGUUGUCUUUUCUCCUGUGAAGAUGGAUUCUCUCUGAAUGGCUCAGAGGAGCUGUUUUGCUCCUCCACUGGCUUUUGGAACGCCAGCCUGCCGAACUGCACGGAAGAUAUGCCAAUGGGGACCGCCUUGCUGCUGUAUACAGGUGUAGGAGCAGCCUCCGCUGUACUGCCUCUCGUCCUGAUAGGACUGGCUUUGUUGAUCAUCAUGCGACUUAAGAAAAGAGGAAAGACAAGCAAUUCUUAUACACCAGAGUGGACAGACAGAGAGAAUCCGGUAUUUGGUUUGGAGACUUGAUUUUUGCAGCAAAUCAUUUAAAAUACUGCAACUUAAUGCUUGCUAUUAUUAUGUGAAGCUUGGUAGUUAAUGAAUGAUACUGGUACCAAGUAGGAUUUACAUGACAUAUUGUGAUUUCAAUUUCCACUCAAACAAUCCUUAAAAUGUAGAUAAUCAUGCACGUUUUUGCAAAACUUCACCUUUUGUUAUUAAAGACAUAAAGUUUGUGUGCAGCUUUUGCUCUGUGUCCAGCUUGUAUAUUGCUUGACUGUCAAUAAACUCAACAAUUUUAUAGUUUUAUGAAGUUUACUUUUAUCAAAUUGAUUUUUAAAUGUGUGAACAAUCUUGCUGUACUUUGUCCAAAAGUCACAAAAAUAAAUAGAAUAGCUACUAGGGGAUCAACAAAUGGUUCAGUAAUUGCAGAGUGGCACAGCGCUGAUCACUGAUCUCUGAUAGGGAACAUACAUAUGUAAAUUGAUUGCAACUUAUGAUAAUGUAAUAUGUGAUUUUAAGUACGAUUUAUUUUGUAUUAUUAUAUCUUAGAAGCCUAACCGGGGACAAGGUCUGCCAAUCAGCAACAGCUAGAAGUUCUACAUACAUUGCAUCGGUUGCACUUUAUUUAAAUGUAACAAUACCUACAUGUAUUGUCCCUGUCAAAUUAAUUAAUUAAUAAAAAAUAAAAAAAU
Messenger RNA from Sebastes umbrosus (honeycomb rockfish), 3699 nucleotides. RefSeq names its product E-selectin-like. The transcript is spliced from 13 exons. The record is from RefSeq and is a predicted model, not a curated record. The coding region runs from base 956 to 3034 and encodes 692 amino acids. Gene Ontology annotation, molecular function: calcium ion binding; sialic acid binding; oligosaccharide binding. Gene Ontology annotation, cellular component: membrane; external side of plasma membrane. NCBI's taxonomy places the organism in Eukaryota, Metazoa, Chordata, Actinopteri, Perciformes, Sebastidae. Gene Ontology annotation, biological process: heterophilic cell-cell adhesion; leukocyte tethering or rolling; response to cytokine.